Molecule: messenger RNA, 237 nt
Organism: Aureococcus anophagefferens
Lineage: Eukaryota; Pelagophyceae; Pelagomonadales; Pelagomonadaceae
Exons: 2
Biological process (GO): protein phosphorylation; MAPK cascade
Molecular function (GO): ATP binding; MAP kinase kinase activity
Source: RefSeq, a predicted model, not a curated record
AAACCAGUGGUUGAUUUCCACACAGGCACGCGCCACGUGCACCGCGACCUCAAGCCGGCGAACAUGCUGAUUAACCGGCGCGGCGAGCUCAAGAUCUCCGACUUCGGCAUCCCCGCGGCCCGCGCCGCGCCGCUCCACACGGUCAAGUCCUUCGUGGGCACAGUGACCUACAUGUCGCCGGAGCGCAUCGCCGGCGGCGAGUACGGCACGCCCGCCGACGUCUGGUCGCUGGGGCUC